UUGACUCGCUGACAGAGCCCGGGCGCCAUGGCCUCCGCCGGUGUUGCUGCCGGGCGACAGGCCGAAGAUACUUUACCGCCGUCGUCCGAGCCGCCGCUGCCUGACACCAAGCCGCUGCCGCCUCCUCAGCCGCCGCCGCCGGUCGCUGCGCCUCAACUGCAACAGUCGCCGGCGCCGCGGCCUCCGUCACCAGCCCGCGUGAGGGAGGAAGAGAAUUACUCCUUUUUACCUUUGGUUCACAACAUCAUCAAAUGCAUGGACAAGGACAGCCCGGACGUCCACCAGGACCUGAAUGCCCUCAAAACCAAGUUUCAGGAGAUGCGAAAGCUCAUCAGCACCAUGCCUGGCAUCCACCUGAGCCCCGAGCAGCAGCAGCAGCAGCUGCACAGCCUCCGGGAGCAAGUCAGGACCAAGAACGAACUUCUGCAAAAGUACAAGAGUCUCUGCAUGUUUGAAAUCCCCAAGGAGUAGAGUGAAGCCGACUUACAGGAAUACCUGAGAAAGAAGAGGGAAGGCAAAGGUCCCCACCCCAGCACUUCCUUGGAGUGUGGUUCCUUUGGACCCCAGCUCUGAACCUCAGAGCCAACAGGCGCGCUCCUGCUGCCUUGUCAGCGUUGACUGCAGGGAGCUAGUGAAGCAGGCUCCACAGGGGCUUCCUGGCAUAUAUACACAUGUCUAGAUGCAUGGUAACUUAAGUGCCUGCUGGUGGAAGUCAGAAUGUUCCUGGAGACUGGGAGGGGGUGGAGGACUCUGCCCUGCCUCUGGGGAGGGGCCAUCUGCUGUGUGUGCCACCCCACUGGCAGAUCUGAAGGGCGCAGUGGGAAAGGAGGCAGCUUGCCUUUGCUUCCUUCCCUCCCUCUCCUCCACCCCCAUACGAUCAGAGUGUACCAGGUACAUACUGUUCCUGUUAACUGCAGUUUCAUGAAACAUUUGCAUAGAAUUCACUGGAUCAAUUAGGCUUGCACUCAUAUGGCGUGAAUUUAACAUGAUAAAAGAAGGCUAUGAGAGAAUGAACAUUGUUUUGAAAGGUCACAACGUGGCUUUUUUUCCUGAAACAGUCUGGUUCCUUUUAUGUUUGAGUCAGUGAAUGGAACUAUACCCAUGGGGGUGUCAGCUUGGAGCCCUACCAGGCAGCCCCUGCCUCCAGAUUCCCUGCCU
Molecule: messenger RNA, 1158 nt
Organism: Propithecus coquereli (Coquerel's sifaka)
Lineage: Eukaryota; Metazoa; Chordata; Mammalia; Primates; Indriidae
Gene: MED9
Product: mediator complex subunit 9
Exons: 2
Coding region: 28-471 (147 amino acids)
Biological process (GO): regulation of transcription by RNA polymerase II
Cellular component (GO): mediator complex
Molecular function (GO): transcription coregulator activity
Source: RefSeq, a predicted model, not a curated record